UGCUGAUGCCAAGAUACUGUAGAUGACCAAACAAGACUAGUGUACCUCUCAGUGCAUGGACCCUGAACUGUGGAUACAUUUUCAUCCUGGAGCUGACAAACAAGACUUCUUUUCUCUUCUUCUUGGGACUCUGGACAGUUGUUCUGAAGGGCUUCUUACUUCGACACUUCUUUAUUCAUUUUGAAGGUUUUUCUUUAUUUGAUUGUCUGCUGUGAUCAGGAUGCUUAGCUCUGUUACUUUGCAACAGAUCAUUUCUACCCUGUUUGUGCUUGGCAGUGCUGCAGUGAUGUCUACAGAGGGUGAGUGUCCGGCUAAGUGCUCCUGUGCCCCCUCCCCUCCACUGUGCCCGCUGGGCGUCAGCUGGGUGACUGACCACUGUGGCUGCUGUAAAGUUUGUGCUAGGCAGUUCAAUGAGGACUGCAGCGCCACCGAACCUUGCGAUCACAUCAAGGGGCUACGUUGCCAUCUUGGGGCUAGAGGAGACCCCAAGAGAGGACUGUGUCAAGCUGAGGCCGAGGGUCUGCCCUGUGCGUUCAGCGGACAGGUGUACCAGCAUGGCGAGGAUUUUCAGCCCAACUGCCAGCACCGGUGCACCUGUAUAGACGGGGUGGUGGGCUGCAUACCCCUCUGUCCUCACCAAGUUCCCCUACCUGACUGGCGCUGCUCGUGGCCCCGGCUGGGCCGGCUUGAGGGCAGCUGCUGCGAGGAAUGGGUGUGUGAAGACGACAACCACAUCAGUGAGGAGCCAGACGAGCUGAAACACACCUCCCUACCAGACAGCCAGCCCCUUCCCAACCACAUCAGUGGCCUGUUGCAGGCCCAGCCGCAGCCUCUGCACCCAGCUCUCACCAGAGGGGUAGCGAUCAGAGAGAUGGUGUCCUACCCCAUGUCUGAGGUAUUACAAGAAUCCAGCUGUUUCCCACAAACCACUGUGUGGACUGAGUGUUCCACCACAUGUGGGAUGGGCAUUUCAAGUCGGGUUACCAAUAACAACCCAGACUGUCGUCUGGUCAGAGAAACCAGACUGUGCCAGGUCCGACAAUGUGAGCUGCAGUUUCCUGUAGUUAGCAAGAAGUGGAAGAAGUGUCAGCGAACUGUCCGCCCCCAAGAACCAGUCAGAAUCACCUUCGCUGGAUGCUCAACAGCACGGCGGUACCGCCCUCGCACCUGUGGGACUUGCACCAAUGACAGCUGCUGCACACCCUCCCUCUCCCGCACCGUGCGCCUCCGUUUCCACUGCCCCGAUGGAGAGGGUUUCUACAGAAACGUCAUGUGGAUACAGCGCUGCAGUUGCAAUACAAGCUGCCAUACACACAACAGGCCUUCCAGGCCUUCAGUCAGUCUUCACAAUGACAUCCACACCUUCAGGCACUGAGGCUGACUAGCCCUGGCCUGGCACACUGGGCGAAGGCUCUGCACCUAUCCCUACCUAAACCCACUGCCUCCCUGUCAGUAAGUUAGGUGGGAACCUCUGAGCUUCUGCCAUCCCUGUCCCCAACCAGGCACAACUCUUGCUUGCACUUUAAGCUUCCUGCCAUGAUGACGUCAGUUUGCCCACACUAGACGUGUUACCUCUGUAGCACCAGUGCAGCACUGAGGACAACACAAAGUAUGCUGCUGUGUUAAACUGCUGGCAGAGAGUUUUUACUUUUAUUUAUUUGUAAGGUUGUAUAAUCUCCACAGACGGCAACGCGCCUGUAUGUCACAGAGAAAGAAGGUUGUUUAGACCAGAAAAAGGGAAUGAUGCAUGACCAUGCAUCUUUUGUUACAUUGCAUUUAGAAUUAGUGAGGAAGAACUAGAUUACAGACUAGAUUAAGACAUAUUCAUUAGUGACUAUAUGGACUGUGUGUUCAUUAUGGCCUGUCCUUUGUCAUACAACAUUUCCUACAAAUGUGCUCAUUGUGUGUGUUUGUGUGUGUGUGUGUGUGUGUGUGUGUGUGUGUGUGUGUGUGUGUGUGUGUGUGUGUG
Molecule: messenger RNA, 1969 nt
Organism: Xiphias gladius (swordfish)
Lineage: Eukaryota; Metazoa; Chordata; Actinopteri; Istiophoriformes; Xiphiidae
Gene: ccn1l2
Product: cellular communication network factor 1, like 2
Exons: 5
Coding region: 221-1375 (384 amino acids)
Biological process (GO): signal transduction
Cellular component (GO): extracellular region
Molecular function (GO): protein binding
Source: RefSeq, a predicted model, not a curated record